AUGACGGACCGCGUCGCCCAAAUCUCACACCACCUCAACUACCCGCGCGGUCUGCUCGCCAACCAAGUGGCCAUCAUCACCGGCAGCGGACAAGGCAUCGGCGCCGAAACAGCGCGGCUCUUUGCCAACGAGGGCGCCAAAGUCGUCGUCACCGACAUUGACGCCGGUAUGUUCUCCUCCCUCCUCCUCGUCCACCACCACCACCACCACAGCCAACCAAAACCGGCAUCAUCUGACAAGGCCGCCAAAGCAAAAAGCGAUGCCGUCGCCGAAUCCAUCACCAAGUCGGGCGGCCAGGCCAUCUCCGUGCCAGGAGACAUCAUGUCCCCGGGGUACGUGGACAGGCUCGUCUCCAAAGCGGCCUCCUUUGGCAACGGCAAGAUCCACAUCGUCGUCAACAACGCCGGCUACACGUGGGACGGGGUGAUACACAAAAUGACAGACAAGCAGUGGGACACCAUGAUAGCGCUGCACUGCACGGCGCCCUUCAACCUGGUGCGCGCGGCGGCGCCCUACUUCCGCGUGCGCGACGGCGAGCCGCGGUGCGUCGUCAACGUCUCGUCCACGAGCGGCGUCCACGGCAACGCCGGCCAGAUCAACUACGCCCUCGCAAAGGCCGGCAUCACGGGCUUCACCAAGACCAUUGCCAAGGAGUGGGGGCCGCGCUUCGGCGUGCGCGCCAACGCCGUCGCCUUUGGCCACAUCGCCACGCGGCUGACGGCGGCCAAGGAGGACGGCGCCUUUGUCGCGGGGCCCGACGGCCAGCGGAUUGCCCUGGGCAUCCCGCAGAAGAACAAGGCCGCAGCCGCCGCCGACGGGCCUGCGGCUGCCCAUCCCGACAUCCCGCUUGGGAGGCCCGGCACGCCCGCCGAGGCCGCCGGGAGCAUCCUGGCCGUUGCGAGUCCCUUGUUCUCCUACGUCUCGGGGCAGACCAUCAUGGUGACGGGCGGGAGGAACAUGUAG
Messenger RNA from Metarhizium album ARSEF 1941, 963 nucleotides. RefSeq names its product NAD(P)-binding domain protein. The record is from RefSeq and is a predicted model, not a curated record. The transcript has a single exon. The coding region runs from base 1 to 963 and encodes 320 amino acids. Gene Ontology annotation, molecular function: oxidoreductase activity, acting on the CH-OH group of donors, NAD or NADP as acceptor. NCBI's taxonomy places the organism in Eukaryota, Fungi, Ascomycota, Sordariomycetes, Hypocreales, Clavicipitaceae.